CUUUAUGUAAAUUUAACCAAGUGCGGGAAAUGAGGUCAUGUUCCACAUGUGAAUGAAAGAGGGGAAGAAAAACAGACUGCACUUCCUACCUAUCUGAAAAAAAAAAAAAAAAUCAGGACACUUGGAUCACAUAUUCACCCCCACUUUUAGCUCAUACAAACGGUUCGUAACACUUUCCUUUAAAAAGAUUGAAGGUGUGAGCUGCGGCAUCGUCUUUAUAGGGAAUGACAGCACUGCCCAUGGCGGGACCCCGCUUGCCGGGACUGCCCCCCCAGGCUCAGGCUAGCCUGCCCCCCCAGUCGAACCCGGGCUCCUCCCAGCCACCCCAGGGGGUCCUGCGUGAGAUCCCCCCCGCCAUCCUGUGCAAGAUCGGACAGGAGACUGUGCAAGACAUCGUCUCCCGAAGCAUGGAGAUCUUCCACCUCAUGCGGGCCACUCAGCUGCCCAACGGGGUGACGCAGAGCCACGCUGUGUACCAGGACCGCUUCCACAAGCUGCAGGAGCACCUCCGCCAGCUGGCACUGCUCUUCCGCAAACUGCGUCUGCUGUAUGAGAAGUGUGCCGAGACCACCGCGGAGCUCGGCGAGACGCCCAGCGAGCUGAUUCCCUAUCUAGGAGAGGAGGCUCCUGGAUUUCAGGUGGAUCCCUGUGGAUUGACGGCACAGUGGGAGCGCCAGGAGGUAUUCAAGAAAGUGAAGCAGAAGAACCAGGAGAUGAAGCUGCUGAUGGACCAAAUGCGCAACCUGCUGUGGGACGUGAACGCCAUGCUGACCCUGAGGAAGUGACCCCUCCCUGUCCCUGUGAACGCCAUGCUGACCCUGAGGAAGUGACCCCUCCCUGUCCCUGUGAACGCCAUGCUGACCCUGAGGAAGUGACCCCUCCCUGUCCCUGUGAACGCCAUGCUGACCCUGAGGAAGUGACCCCUCCCUGUCCCUGAGAACGCCAUGCUGAUCCUGAGGAAGUGACCCCUCCCUGUCCCUGUGAACGCCAUGCUGACCCUGAGGAAGUGACCCCUCCCUGUCCCUGUGAACGCCAUGCUGACCCUGAGGAAGUGACCCCUCCCUGUCCCUGUGAACGCCAUGCUGACCCUGAGGAAGUGACCCCUCCCUGUCCCUGAGAAUGCCAUGCUGACCCUGAGGAAGUGACCGCUCCCUGUCCCUGAGAACGCCAUGGUGACCCUGAGGAAGUGACCCCUCCCUGUCCCUGUGAACGCCAUGCUGACCCUGAGGAAGUGACCCCUCCCUCCCCAUCCCUGUGAACGCCAUGCUGACCCUGAGGAAGUGACCCCUCCCUGUCCCUGUGAACGCCAUGCUGACCCUGAGGAAGUGACCCCUCCCUGUCCCUGUGAACGCCAUGCUGACCCUGAGGAAGUGACCCCUCCCUCCCUGUGAACGCCAUGCUGACCCUGAGGAAGUGACCGCUCCCUGUCCCUGAGAACGCCAUGGUGACCCUGAGGAAGUGACCCCUCCCUCCCCAUCCCUGUGAACGCCAUGCUGACCCUGAGGAAGUGACCCCUCCCUCCCUGUGAACGCCAUGCUGACCCUGAGGAAGUGACCCCUCCCUCCCCAUCCCUGUGAACGCCAUGCUGACCCUGAGGAAGUGACCCCUCCCUCCCUGUGAACGCCAUGCUGACCCUGAGGAAGUGACCCCUCCCUCCCCCUGUCUGAAAAGACUUGGAUUUGUUCUGCCCAUCAGGGACCAGGAAAUCCCCUGAUCUACUUUAAAAUCCCUUUAAUCUCAGGAAUCAUCUCUUUCAGAGACCCGCAGUGCGUCUCCAUGCAUUGUCUGCUUCCAGUACUGCACUACCAUUUACCAGAGUGCUAACCAAGGUCUCAAUUUUAGAACCUGCUGUAGGAUUAGCCUUAUCAGCAUGGUCACUUGUCCUCCUUUUGCUUUUUUUUAAAUUUAAACGUAGGUCACAUUAAACAGAAAUCAUUAAUAAGGUUUUUAUAUGGAACAUCCUUACAUACUGAAAUUAAAUUGAAAGUCUUUCCUUUUGAGUAAAACCUGAUAUUCCAACAAAUGACCUUUCAAACAAAGUAGAGAAACACUCCUGUGUACAAUAGAAUGGGUGGGAUUUAUUUCAGAAGUCAUUUACACAUUGGAUUCCUUUGCAUGAUGUCUGUAUGGUUGGCAUUUAGAAAUGAUUUGAAUUGAAGAUGGUCGUUUUUGUUACAGAAUACGUUACGGGCAGUGUUUGUUCCACUAUAUAUUUUUUCUUUUUUGCGAAGGAUAAGGGGAGUCAGUGAAAAUGUGCAGGAGAUUUGUAGAUAUCUGUGCCAAGCGGUUUGAGAUGCUGAAUUCAAAACUUGCACUGAAUUCAAUGAAUACAUUUAAUAAUGACAACUGACAGUGCGUGUUUGCAUGACAGGUUUUGUAGAUGAAAGGGGAUCGGAGCGUUCCCUAUAAAACCGUCUUGCCAGCUGGCAAUUUCUCUCCAUGGGUAGUUGUGGUUGUUGAGGGCCCAUAGAGAAAGCCAUGCACUCCAAGUCACAGGACCUCAUCACCCAUAGUUCAGUAUAUGAGGGCCCAUCGUUUUGGCCAACAGUAAAAACCUGUUGGCCAAAACGAAGCCAUUGUACUGUGCUAUUGAGAGUACACACUGCCUAUAACCGGGGUGUGUUUAUGCAUCAAUAUAGCUGCAAUUCUGUUGUCCUCAGACGUAAGAAUACACGUGUAAGAAACGUAUCUGUUUUGGUAUUUAUACUGCAAUAAUAGUUUCCCAAAUACAAGCACAUUCGCAUGUCUGUGAAAAUAAGCAAUAUUGUAAACAUUAAAGUUUUUUGCUGCAUAUUUCUGGUAAUAUGGUAAGCUAGCAUUGUGUAUUUGUCCACUAGGAAAUGCAUCAGAGCCUCUUGUCUGAACUAGUUGGGACCCACAGGGGAUCUAUCUAUUUGUUCUCUUAAUUAUUACUGCAAAACCUCCAGACGCAAUUACAAAAGGACCUCCUUACAUUUACAUAUAGGAUGCGGAGUGCUCCACAGUGUCGUGCAUCCCAGAGAUGGAAGGCCGUUUUGCACACUUUCUGUGAUAACAGGGCAGGUUACCAGGGGUUGUCUGGAUAAGAGAGGUGGUGUAACGUUUGAAGUUUGGAUUUGGUUGGUAGUGUACUCUGGGGCCACUCUCAAAGCUUUAGGGAAAGUCUGUUCCUGUAAACGCCCCUCUGUGAAUAAGGGGAAUAUGAACAGAUAGCAUCUCCAUGAAUACCGGCUAGUCCUUUAGGAGUGUCUUGAAUGUAAAUCUGGAAGAAACAUUUUCUUUAUUGCAUUCUGUUCUGAUGAUUGAUCUGUAUUCUCAGGGUGCUGUGUCAAAGAUUCUUACAUAGAUACAUUUUGUUACACAUAUUCCAGUAUACUGUCAUCUGUUUUUUGUUUUACCAACGUGCAGCAAAUGAAAACAUUCUUUUGAAUAACUGUAUUUAUCAGCCUCCUUUCCACUGCAAGGAACUGGUGACUUCAUGUCUCAGUACUAAGAAUUCACCAAAGCGCUGGUAAUAUAAGCAUAAUAUGCUGACGUUCUUAUUUUUGCAAUGAAACAGGUUUUAAUUCACUGGCAGGUUGGAUCUGGUCAUCCAAAUGGUCAGUUUCCUCCUCGUGAUGCUUCAGUCGCUCUCAAAUGUGUUUUAAGAAGAAACCGUUUGAACAGCCAAUCAAUUCCUUGUGUCCCUGAAGGGGUUAAAAGAAGCUUCAAUUCAAUAACAAACGUUCCGACUAUAAAUAUUUCUCAGUGUCUUGAAAGACUUACAGUUGGCAUGUCUGUUAAUGAAUGUAUUAGGUUUCUUUUAUUAUUUCUAAAUUCAGCACGGUUAUAGUUACGGAUGACAAAUUAUAAGUAGUAUCAUAAUCCGGGGGUCUAUGGAGGGGUUUAAAUUAAACUUCUAUGUGUGCAUAUGGUGGGUGUAAAGUAGGUUAUAGUGAUCCACUUUCUAAUGUUCUAAAGCUGUCUAAAGUUAUUUUAUUAAGCCCACUAGUGAUGUAUACUCUACAGACAGCCACAACACUGCCCACGGUCUGUAUAUUGGACUUCAAUCCAUGGCUCAUGCAGCGUAGUGGAGAUCAAUCACAAUACACUGUUUUCACAUGCUGACAGACGGCAAAUUAGUGCCAGGCUAAAGCUUCUACUCGGACAUUAUGUUUGAAGUGAUGGGUGAUGAGGAGUGAUGCUAUUUGUAAAGUGACUCGAGGUUUGUAUUGCAUUCUCCUUGCCUUGUUUGUUAUUUUCAGGAAAACGUGGAAAAGGGGACUGUGUGUGUUUACGGUUAUAUUCUUUUUUUACUGAAAUGCAAAUGAACCUCAGAUCUCUUUGGAUCGUUAUUGUAUUCUCUGUGUGCCCCACGCAGGCACUGCUUAAAACAAAACCACGGCUAGCUUUACUGUACUGCCUAGAACUGUUUUCAUUGAUGUAUUUUUCUAACUUUUGUUUGCCGCUGCAUGUGGCUAAUUAAAAACAAAUCUUGUAAUA
Acipenser ruthenus (sterlet) is the source of this 4461-nucleotide messenger RNA. Its product is annotated as mediator of RNA polymerase II transcription subunit 30-like. Gene Ontology annotation, molecular function: transcription coregulator activity. The transcript has 5 exons. The coding region runs from base 225 to 785 and encodes 186 amino acids. NCBI's taxonomy places the organism in Eukaryota, Metazoa, Chordata, Actinopteri, Acipenseriformes, Acipenseridae. The record is from RefSeq and is a predicted model, not a curated record. Gene Ontology annotation, biological process: positive regulation of DNA-templated transcription. Gene Ontology annotation, cellular component: mediator complex.